UCCUUCUAAAGUGUUUUUGUCAUCUGCUAGAUUUCCUGUAAAGAUGAGCCGCAUUUUAACUGAAGUUUUGAGGGCAUUUUCAGGAAUUACUAAAUGUCAACAGUUGAAAAUACAUUAUAUGGGAUGCACGAGGCGGUACGCCUCAUCGAGUGCAGAAAAACGCACCUGUUUGUAUGACUUCCAUGUCAAAAAUGGUGCAAAGAUGGUACCAUUCGGUGGAUGGGAGAUGCCGGUCAUGUAUGCACAACAAGGGGUUUCAGCUUCUCACUUACACGUUCGAUCAGAAGUAGGACUCUUUGAUGUCUCCCACAUGUUACAGACAAAAUUUACUGGCAAAGACAGUGUGGCCUUCAUAGAGAGUCUGGUUGUUGGUGAUAUAGCAGCACUAAAAGAGAACCAGGGAACACUUUCUCUGCUCACCGAUACUACAGGGGGAAUCAUUGAUGAUCUCAUCGUCUCUAAAACCUACCAAGGAUACGUAUAUGUGGUAUCUAAUGCAGGAUGUGCAGAAAAGGACUUGGAUCAUAUAAAGAAAAAUCUUGCAGAAUCUCAGGGAAAAGGCAUGGAUGUUAACAUGGAGGUGAUUGAUAAUGGACUACUUGCACUUCAGGGUCCUAAAAUGGCAAAAGUACUACAAACUGGAUUGGACUUUGACCUAUCAACUCUUCCAUUUAUGACCAACAUCCUGGCAACAGUUUUUGGUGUCCCUGAGUGUAGAGUGACAAGGUGUGGUUAUACAGGGGAGGAUGGGGUGGAGAUAUCAGUGCCUGCUGACAGAGCGGAGGAACUGGCUAAUGCUCUGAUAAGUUCUGAUGCAGCAAAAGUAUGCCUGGCUGGUCUUGGUGCUAGAGACAGUCUUCGUCUGGAAGCAGGACUUUGUCUCUAUGGCAACGAUAUUGACGAGGAAACAACUCCAGUAGAAGCUAGCCUUUUAUGGACUAUAGGCAAGCGGCGAAGAGCAGAAGCUAACUUUCCUGGAGCUGAUAUUAUCUUAAAACAGAUUAAGAACAAGCCUAAAUCUAAACGUGUUGGUUUUCUUUCAACUGGUGCUCCAGCCAGAGCUGGCACUUUGGUGUAUGACGAGACUGGAGAUCGCGUCCUUGGCAAACUGACCAGUGGCUGUCCUUCACCUUCUCUCAGCAAAAAUGUCUCCAUGGGCUACAUUGAAACACCAUAUGCCAAAGUUGGAACCAAUGUUAAAUUUGAAGUCCGGAAAAAACUUAUCAAUGCAACAAUCUCAAAAAUGCCAUUUCUUCCUGCAAAUUACUUCACAUGAACAUUUUAUGGUCCCACCGACCCAUCUCGCCAACAUGUAAUGUCUGUCUUUCAGCAGCUGUACAAGUGUUAAUUUGUUCACCUUUCCCAGUAUAUGCCAGCCACAAAAUGGAUUUUAUUUUACAAAAUUUGGUUCAAAUGAUCAGAAUGACAGUGGAAUUUGAAUUUUUAAAUCAGAUUCAUAUUUGUAUAAAUUCAUAUUGUUUCGAAUCAACACUGGGUGAAACAUUAAGUGCCAUGGCUAGUUGGAAAAUUCAUGCAAGUGAUAAUAAGUUGAAAUAACUUUUUCCUUACUGAAGUAAAUACUCGUUCAAAUAAAAAAACUGCUGUUUUAAGCUAGAAAAUGUUUUGAAUGAAACCAGGUUAGCAAGAUAAGGUCCAUUUCUAUACUACUAUAGACCUUUUAUCUUACUUGCUACUGGUAUAGAGCAAUAUUUCUUGUUACUGUAUUAAUAAUCAAACAUUGAAGUAAGGUAGAGAAACAUUCUCAGGAGUUCAGUGAAAGUAUCUAUAAACAAACACCAACUGCAGUGCAUGAUUUAGUUGGAUAUUCUGAUAAAACAUUGACAGCAGAAUAAUCGUUUGAUUAAUUAAGAUACUGACAGCAGAUUAACUUGUAUUAUUUUAUAAAUUCCGUUAUAUGGGUAGGUUUGUUACAGGACAUAAGAGUAAGAUUUCCAUUGUGUUGUAAACCAAUAUCAACAAUCAAGUUGACUAGUCAUGAUUUUAAUCAUCUAUUUAUUGGCUCACCAAAGGCCAACAUAAAGAAGUAAUGGCAUGGCAUAACAUUUCCUUUAAAAAGCUUCUCCUUAAAUACAACUUGACAGAUUUUAACUAACUUCAGUAUGAUAGUAUGAAGCAUACCAGGGCCAAUAACGGCAAUCAUCCAAAUGACAUUUUGAGGUCGAAUUUUGGGGGUCAUGAAGAGAAGUUAGAUUUUUGUUUUCAUAUUUUAUAUAAAAUUACAGGAUUUUUUUAUUCAUAUUUCAAUUAUGAAUUUAAUUUGUUGAUUUGAGAAAUAUAUAUAUAUAUCAAUAGAUGUAAAAGUGAUUGAGGCUCCUAGGGGCUUACAUGAGUGGUAUUGUAUACAACCAUAUGCCUACAAGUGUAGUGAUAUUAACGUACCGGUAGGUUACCUUGUGUAUCUGAAGUGUAGGUCAUAAAAAGAUUGAAGUUAGGUAGAUUUAUUAGUCCUCUUUUUGCACAUUUUUGUCUCUUUUUACACCAGUUGUUUGUUUACCUUUGUUAUAAUCUGAACGAUAUUUUGUUUGUUAAAGAUCUUAUCAGUCCAUCAGUAGUGAAUGUACUUGUACAUGUUAAUACUAUUGAAAAGUCUCAAAAAUACCGAAGUGUUGACAGAAGAUGUUCCAUCAAAGUACUUAUAUAUAUAUAUAUAUCUGAUUACUUUAGCAAUAAUAAGGAUCUCGAACGUCAGGCUUGGAAAUCUCUCAAGAAGCUGAAAGUUGGAUUUUAUUCACUGUUACUUCACCAUUACAUUUAAUUUGGACCUGUAGUCAGUUUGAUGUUAAAAUGUUUUAGCUGUACAUGUAGUUAAACUUUUAUUUCUUGCUCUGAUACUUUUGCAUUGAUGUUGAAAAGCACUUAAUUAACAUAGUGUUGAAUUUGCAGAUUUAGUUAAUAAGGUAAAAAGUGUUACUAGACUGGAAAGAUUCACCUUGUGAAAAUAGCCCUGUUCACAAAAUACUGAUGUCACACAAUGCAAUUGGUACAUCUAUCUAUAUUUUAUGUUUGAUAUGUUUGAUGACAAAAUAUAAAAUUAUUUUAAUGAAAUUGUAUUAGUACAGUAUCAUGUGGGGUAAUACACUAUGAUUAAGAAAGCGUCUAUAUAAGUAUCACAGCCAUUGGUGAUACUUACAAAAUAAAUAAAAAAUGUAUUAAUCAACUGAUCAAAAAAGAUAAGCAACAUUUUCAUCCCGAUAUGUUGUGCUCUCUCACAGGCAGGAAAACCAGCAACUUUCAUUGCAGUAUGUCAGUACUGCAUGUACUUACACUUCUUACCCGGUAAGUUACUUAAGUCACCUGUCUACUUAUUGGACGUUAUGAAGUUUAUUGAUAUUCCUGGGAAUAAAAUCCUUACUGUAUCAAAUGAAAAUAUGGAGGCACGGUAGUCUAAUGGUAGGACGCAGAGCUCGUGACCGAAGGGUUGUGGGUUCGAGUCACGGCACGGCUCUGUGUUGUAUCUUUGAGCAAGAUACUUUACUCCACUUGCUCCAGUCUACUCGGCUGUAAAUAAGUACGGGUUGGGCAGAGCUAGAAUGGUAGAAUGCUAGCUGCGACAUAACGAUGAAAACAAUUGAAUGUGGAAUUUGGUGAUCAGUUGAUAACAUAGCAGGAAGAAACAAACAAUUUACUGAAUAGUCCAUUCUUAACAUCUCAAAUAAUAUAUGGGAUAAAAUAGCAUAAAGAUGUUUUUUUUUUACAUGUGUCUACUGUGUAUAAAUUAUUACAAAGUUCUACCUUUUGCAUUUAUAAUCCUCUGAGCUUGUGGUAGACUUUCUCCACUCCAUACUUAUGCAUUGAAAGAUUCAUUUCCUUGUAUUGAAAUGAAUCGUUUGAAUGGAUUGAAUACUUUUCAGUUGAUUAUGUAUUUUUUGUAAUUUAAGAAUAAAUUUGAACAUACAUUA
Molecule: messenger RNA, 3920 nt
Organism: Mizuhopecten yessoensis (Yesso scallop)
Lineage: Eukaryota; Metazoa; Mollusca; Bivalvia; Pectinida; Pectinidae
Product: aminomethyltransferase, mitochondrial-like
Exons: 7
Coding region: 44-1276 (410 amino acids)
Biological process (GO): glycine catabolic process
Cellular component (GO): mitochondrion
Molecular function (GO): protein binding; aminomethyltransferase activity
Source: RefSeq, a predicted model, not a curated record